AUGCCUCGCAAAGCCACCGCCAGCACCGCCGAGGGCGCCCCAGAGACAUCUACAGAGCCUCGUCGCUCAACCAGGAUCAAGGAUCAACCAAAGUCAGAGCCAGUGAAGAAGGCUGCGCCGAAGUCUAGGGCGAAGAAGACCGCUGAGGGCGCCGCGGACGACAAGCCUGAGAAACCCAAGGCUGCUCGAGGGAAGAAACGCAAAGAAGUUGAGGAGCCUGAGGCUGCUGCUGAUGCUGCUGAGGAGGGCGCAGACGCCGUCGAACCCCCAGCAAAGAAGGCCAAGCCUGCGUCUAAGGCUAAACCCGCGUCCAAGGCUGCUGCUGCUGCUAAGCCUGCGUCCAAGACCGCUGCUGCUGCUAAACCUGCAUCGAAGGCAUCCAAGCCUGCGUCCAAGGCCUCUGUCAAGCCUGCCUCUCGCGCUGCUUCAGCCAAGCCCGCUUCGAGAGCAGGAUCCAAGAAGCCUGCAUCCAAGGUUGAUACACAACAACCGGCAGCUGCUGCCGCCGUUGGCGAAACUAUUGAAGAAGAGCCCGAGGCUGAGGCCGAGGCCGCUGCUGUCGAGGCUUGAGUGCAGAAGAUCCAUCACCACCACCGUUGUCUGCUACCCCCACCACCUCGGCGACACCGAUAAUAUGCAUGGCGAUAAGAGCCAACAUACGAUCCCGAUCCUACCUUAUCUAUUGUCAUGAACAACACUCAAACCCGAAACGAAACCCAACGUCUUUUCCUCCUUCCUGCCCCCCCUCUCUCUCCAUCUCUGUCGUGCUAUCGCUGUUUCUUUUUAUUAUUCCUUCCCAUCUUGCUUUCUCGUCGUUGGCUCAUCCAGAACUCGUGUGUGUGUGUGUACAACACAAAACAAAGGAAGUGUAGUGUGAUUCCACGGUCAUUUAGAUGAUUAUCGUGUAUGUUGUACUUCGUACCUCCUUUUCUCCCCUCCUCCCACCUUUCAUUGUUUCAAUCCAAUCCUAUUGGUCGCGCCUUCUUCACCACCCAUUGGUCAGGUCAUCGUUUCUAUCUUUUACCAAGUUCUUGUAUUAGUCUUUUCUUCUUUUCUUGACACCGCGAGCUGCUCCUUUCUUCCUUAA
Messenger RNA from Laccaria bicolor S238N-H82, 1087 nucleotides. RefSeq lists its product as uncharacterized. Lineage: Eukaryota; Fungi; Basidiomycota; Agaricomycetes; Agaricales; Hydnangiaceae. The record is from RefSeq and is a predicted model, not a curated record. The transcript has 4 exons. Bases 1 to 570 code for a protein of 189 amino acids.